AUGUUUAGCUGGGUGGUGAAAGUUGUUCCCCAGCCCCCAGAACCUCCUGGGAAGCUGGGAGAAGAGGGAAAUCCCACUUUAACAGACACAGGGAAAAAAGAGGAAGCAAAACAAGGUAACACCAAGCCAAAGGAGGAGGUCUCAGAGGAGAACAGUUCUCAGAGUGGGGUUUUGAGUUGGAUUUCUCACGGUUUUAACACUGCUCUCCCUCAGCCAGUAAACACUUCUAAACCGGUCAACGAUGAAGCUAAGCAAGAGGAAAAUGCAGAGAGCAACAGCAAGACUGGGAUGAUCGGAUGGAUUGUGCAUGGAUUGGGAAAAGUGGUUCCACAGCCAGAUGAGAAAUACAAGGGCCACACAGAGCCAGAGGUGACCACUGAGACUGCAACUGUUCCAGCAGUUAAAGUGGAUCCUCCUGUAAAUUGCUUUAAAUAGGUACGAGCUGAAUCUAUUCCUCUUCCUCAUAUUCCUGUGGUGGAAAUCGUUUCUGAUGAAGAGCCAGAUGCAGUUAACAGACCCUUCUCUCCAAAAGUCAUAGAUUGGAUCAAACAAGGUUUUGAGAAGGUGGUUCCUCAGUCUCCAAUUAAUCUAGGUCCUCCUUCAAGUUCAGAAACUCCAUUCCUGAAGGCUGCUUCUGCUCCUGUGACACCCUACAAACAAGCAUCGACACCUGCACCAACACCUGCACCCACACCUGCACCUGUUCCAGCAUCUGUACCUGCACCCGCACCUGUUGCAGCAUCUGCGCCCACACCUGCUCUUGCACCUGCAACUUAUGAACCCCCAAAUGUAGUUGAGGAAUCGAAAGGGGGAAUGGUCGGCUGGAUUGUGCAGGGCUUCGGGCGUAUGGUGCCACAACCCGUACUGAAACCAAAAGAGGAGAGCUCUGAUGUUACUCAAAAUGUGUGCAUCCUGCAGGAUCCAUGUGAUAUGGUGCUGGAGGAGGUGGACUCAGACUGGGAGAACCAGCAGAAGGAACAAGGCUCUGGACGGGACAUCCAGUGUGAGGAGAAGGUGCUGCCCAACAUCCUGCCACAGGUGCUGGCCAUGCAACAGCAGGAGAAUGCAGAGACCCAGACAGAGCGCUGGACACCUCUUAUGGAGAGCAUCAAGAAAGAAGCGGAGGAGGCUGCCAUAGCAAACAUAGAGGAGAGACUACAGCAGGAACGCAUGGAGGCAGCUCGUAUGGCAGAGAGUUUGGCCCGACAGGCUGCAGAGUUGGCCAUCAGACAGUUGGAGGAAGAGCAUCCCAUACAGAUCAUAACAGAGCUCAAAGAUGAAGAACAGGACAGUGAGGAUCAACUGCCAAAUAUCCAGGAGGAAGAAAUUGAAGAAGACCUAGAGUUACAGCCGCUCCAUGAAGAGAGUGAGGAAGAGAAUGAGGAUAGUAAGAUCACAGAUGUCGACAUAAAGAGGUGCAUGGUGGACGUCUGCCCGGCAGAGCCAUCCCCACAUGAAUCUGAGGCUUCAGAUCAGAUGACCCACAGUCCCAUAGCACCACCCCAAACGUCAAAAACAGAUACAGCGUCUCAACCCGUCACCACCCAACCUGAGACAGCCACAUCCUCACCUCCUGCUCAUGUUCAACAGGAAGAGGAAACUGUUGAAGAAGGCUGUGGAGAAUGCAUCCACGUGAAUCCAGAACUGAUGGUGGAGGAUGUGGAGGAGGGAGAGAUCACAAUUCCCAAAAUUAUUGUGGCCGAAGAGACAGAUUCAAUGACCCUCAACGUUCCAGUACAUAACCUGACCCCUCACAGCAAAUCUUUGGAUUCAGAGAUUCCCCAGGAGGAUGUGGAUGAACCAAAAGGUCUACUCGGUAUAGACAAAGGCCUUGAGCGCCCUGUGUCUGCAGCCAGUCAGAGAAGUAUAGUUGUGAACGAGCGUCUACAGGAGCUGGUCAAGCUAUUUAAGGAGCGAACAGACCGUGCGAAAGAGAAACUGACCGACCCAGAUGAGUCUGAUCAAGAGAGCCCAUCAGUAUCUCCAGCCAAGAAGCCCGGUGACGCCCCACCACCACCACCCCCACCUUCUGGGGAUAUUAAAGAUGAAGCUGCUGGAGAGGAGGAAGAAGAGGAACAAGUCUAUGAGUUUAUGGGUCACACAUUUAAAGUUCCCCAGUUAAAAAUGCCUCAGAUUCCUGACUGGCUCAGAAGCAUACUGGAGUUUCGCUUCCCAUCCAGCAUUGACCCCUACACAGAUCUGAUCUAUGUGGUGUGGCUCUUCUUCGUGACGAUCGCGUGGAACUGGAAUGUUUGGCUCAUCCCGGUGCGCUGGGUUUUCCCGUACCAGACCCCUGACAACAUAUACUGGUGGCUCCUGAUGGACUACCUCUGUGACACCAUUUACAUUCUGGACAUCCUUGUGUUUCAGCCCAGACUGCAAUUUGUGAGAGGAGGGGAUGUCGUGUGUGACCCAAAGGACAUGAGAGAGCACUACAUGCAAACAGAACGAUUUAAGAUGGAUGUGAUCAGUCUCUUUCCUCUGGAUCUCCUGUACUUCUUCACAGGUGUCAAAUCAGUGUUGCGGUUUCCUCGUCUUUUAAAGUACCAUGCAUUCUUUGAGUUCAAUGAUCGACUGGAAGCUGUGAUGAGCAAAGCUUACAUUUAUAGGGUAAUACGGACAAGCGCUUACCUUCUUUACUCUCUGCACAUUAAUGCCUGUAUUUUCUACUGGGGCUCUGAUUAUGAAGGUCUUGGCUCAACCAAAUGGGUUUAUAAUGGAAAAGGAAAUGCUUAUAUACGCUGUUACUACUUUGCCGUGAAGACUCUGAUCACCAUCGGAGGUUUGCCUGAUCCCACAACUGUCUUUGAAAUCGUUUUCCAGCUUGUCAACUACUUUGUGGGAGUCUUCGCUUUCUCCAUUAUGAUUGGUCAGAUGAGAGAUGUUGUUGGAGCUGCCACAGCUGGUGAGGCGUACUACAGACACUGUGUGGACAGCACUGUGAAAUACAUGAGCUCCUACAAGAUCCCACGGGAGGUGCAAAACCGAGUCAAGACCUGGUACGACUACACCUGGAAGUCGCAAGGCAUGCUGGAUGAGCAAGAGCUGCUCGUACAGCUUCCUGAUAAGAUGCGUCUAGACAUCGCUGCAGAUGUCAACUAUGCCAUCGUCAGUAAAGUCGCACUCUUUCAGGGAUGUGACAGACAGAUGAUAUUUGACAUGCUAAACAGACUCAAGUCUGUGGUGUAUCUUCCAGGAGACUCUGUUUGUAAAAAGGGCGAGAUCGGCCGGGAGAUGUACAUCAUCAAAGCCGGAGAGGUGCAGGUGGUGGGAGGGCCUGAUGGGACGAUUGUGUUUGUGACUUUGAAAGCUGGUUCUGUGUUUGGGGAAAUCAGUUUGCUUGCAGGUGGUGGUGGAAACAGACGAACAGCUAACGUGAAAGCCCACGGUUUUGCUAACCUCUUCAUCCUGGAUAAGAAAGACCUCGCCGAGAUCUUAGUGCACUACCCCGAGUCCGAGAAGCUUCUGCGAAAGAAGGCCAAGAAGAUGUUGACCAAGGACAAGAAGCCAGAUGAGAAGGUUAAGGAUACGGGUGAGGUUAUCCCUCCACGUCCAGAGACGCCCAAACUCUUUAAAGCUGCAUUAAAAGUAGCCACCGGACAGACUUUCACCAAGCUGAAGGAGACUUAUAAAGGAGCAACGCUGGAGCCAUCCACUUCUACUUCCUGUGGCACCUCUACGGGUCCAUUUCCUCCUCCCUCUCCCAUCCACCGGCGUUCACCGAUUCCCCGCCCUCGUGUGCCAGAUGAAGACGACAUGGUGUCAGAGACCACCGACAGCACCGUGAUCAUCCGCAUGACUCCACGGGUUGAGGGAGAGGAGACACUCUCUGUGGAAGUUAGCCCAGCAGAGGUAGUCCAAGUGGACAUGGAAGAACCACCCAAAACUGAAAAGAAAUGAGAGAAGGAGUGAGAGGGCGAGAAGACGGUGGUGAGCCUGAGGACAAGGCUGGCUCAUGCAACCCUCAUGUUCUUAUUUUCUCUGCUGCUUGAGGCAUCGUUUGGAUUUCUCGUUUUCCCAC
This is a messenger RNA of Triplophysa dalaica, 4021 nucleotides long. It is a transcript of the gene cngb1a, whose product is annotated as cyclic nucleotide gated channel subunit beta 1a. Gene Ontology annotation, biological process: retina homeostasis; monoatomic cation transmembrane transport. The transcript has 38 exons. Gene Ontology annotation, cellular component: photoreceptor outer segment; intracellular cyclic nucleotide activated cation channel complex; plasma membrane. Gene Ontology annotation, molecular function: intracellularly cGMP-activated cation channel activity; protein-containing complex binding; cGMP binding. The record is from RefSeq and is a predicted model, not a curated record. NCBI's taxonomy places the organism in Eukaryota, Metazoa, Chordata, Actinopteri, Cypriniformes, Nemacheilidae.